CUUUGCUGCAACAGCACACAACAGCAACGCUCCAAGAAAUCCUACAAAAACACUCAGUCAUGGAGAAUAAACAGCUCUAUAGCGCUGUUUGUUUAGAAUCAUAAUCUUGUCUGUUGGUAAUUGUUGGUAUCGAUACUGCUGGGCAACAUAGGAAAAAUUAGAGUGCAGAAUGGGGGUGGAUGCUGCAUCGGACUAGGUAUCCGGCCAAGAACCUCGUAUUCCUGGUACGCGGACCCGGCUGUCAAGUAUACCUAGCGAGUCGACAAGUAAUGCGGAGGUCUUGAUCAGAUUGCAACAUAAGAGACGGCUUCGCAUGUCCUCUACCGCUGGGUAACUGUAGAGUCAACACAGCACGAACGAACAUGCAUGUGUGUUGGAUCCUUCUACAUCUGUUGCUGAGCGUAACCCACGCUCAGCACUCAACCAUUAACAAUCCUAUCCUACCGGGCUUCCAUCCUGAUCCCAGCUGCAUACAUGUGCCAGAAUGGGACAACACAUUCUUUUGUACGGCAUCCACAUUCAAUUGGUUUCCUGGACUUCCUGUUUAUGCAAGUAGAGAUCUACAGCAUUGGAAGCUCGUAUCGAACGCUCUCAGUCGGCCGGAGCAGCUACCAUAUAUGGCCUAUAACAAUCGCGGACAAAGCGGAAUCUACGCACCCACGUUGAGAUACCAAAAUGGCACCUUCACUAUCAUAACGACUCUGGCCAAUCAGGCAUUGCCAAGAGAGAACCUCACGCGAUGGGAUAACAUCAUAUUCAACACCCAAGAUCCCUACGGCGAAUGGAAUGAUCCUAUUCAUUAUUACGGCCCUGGUAUUGAUCCUUCGCCAUUCUGGGACGAGAACGGCAUAGCCUGGGUGUCAAGCACAUUCAACUCAUCCGGUGUAGUACAUGCACCCGUCAAUCUCACGACCGGUGAAGUCACGCUACCUUUCAACUGGCUCUGGAAAGGCACAGGCGGCGCCGCACCAGAAGCAGCCCAUGUCUACAAGAAAGAUGGGUGGUACUAUGUCCUGCUCGCUGAAGGGGGUACGCGUGAGAAGCAUAUGGUUACCAUGGCUCGUUCGCGAAGCUUGCACGGUCCUUACGAAGGCUCACGUAACAAUCCGCUACUGACGGCUUUCAGAAACACUGAGUCGUACUUUCAGGCCGUAGGACACGUUGACCUUUUCCAAGACAAAACUGGGCAGUGGUGGGCUACAGGUCUCGCAGUCAGAGCAGGCGGCAACUACGCAGACGAUCCUUACCAUGCCAAUUUUCCAAUGGGUCGCGAAACGUUUCUCACGCCUGUCACUUGGUCUGAAGGCGAGUUCCCAGUCUUUGAAAAUGUCUCAGGCACGAUCGCUGCGAAUGUGACGCUUCCCCAGCUACUAGAUCCGGACAGUGUCCCGUCCGCAGGUAUCGGUCAACUCGUAGACGCCGAUGAUCACAUAGAGUUCCCACCUGAUGCCUUGCUUCCACCGCAUCUUCUACAUUGGCGCCUCCCACAUGAGAAGAAUUAUGUCGUCUCACCACCAGGCCACCCUCAGUCCCUGGCCCUCUACGCUUCAAUGUUGAACCUCACUGGCUAUGACGGUGACUCCUCUCUUGGACGAGACCAAACCUACAUUUCCCGCCGUCAAGCACAUUCCCGCUUCCGAUUCAGCGUCGAGAUCGACUGGUCAAGACUUUCGCGCGACUCUGAAGAGACCGGUAUAUCAAUCUUCCAAGAUCAGAGCCAGCACUUUGAAAUCAGCGUCAUCAUGAAAAGCAGCUUGGAACCAAGAAAUCUGACAAGUGGGACACUGUACCCAGUACCAGCGAACGAGUAUGGGUUGAUCGACGAUAAUGCGCGAUUUGUACCUGAGGGACCGGCACGAGCGUACAUCAGGUUUGGAGGACUCAGUACGACAGCGUGGCGACGACCGGAGACCAUGCGUUGGGUCGAAGAAUUGACCGAGUUGCCCACAGAGUGGCAAGAUGGGAAGUUGAUGUUUGAGAUUGAGGCGGUAAAUACUACGCAUUACAGUUUCUCAGCUGGGCUGGCAGAAAGUGAUGAGGAUUUGAAGCUGUUCGGCUGGGCUAGGGGUGAUGAGCUGGUUCCUGUAUACUCUGGAGCAACUGUUGGCGCUUACGCUACAAGCAACGGUCGCUAUGGUGAACGUGCCUUUGCAGCAUACGUCUCGGACUGGCGAUACGAAGGUCUUGAACAGGUGAGAUCUGAGUGAUACGGA
This is a messenger RNA of Boeremia exigua, 2213 nucleotides long. Its product is annotated as beta-xylosidase. Gene Ontology annotation, biological process: carbohydrate metabolic process. Gene Ontology annotation, molecular function: hydrolase activity, hydrolyzing O-glycosyl compounds. The transcript is spliced from 3 exons. The coding region runs from base 363 to 2207 and encodes 614 amino acids. The record is from RefSeq and is a predicted model, not a curated record. NCBI's taxonomy places the organism in Eukaryota, Fungi, Ascomycota, Dothideomycetes, Pleosporales, Didymellaceae.